AUGUCAGAAAACCAAAAGGAGGUAUCGCCUCCUCAAGCCAUAUCGGUCAAAUCCGAGGCAAGCUCUAGUAUAUUUUCCAAACCUAUCUCCACAUCAUCACCCGCUGGGUUAGCAGCCGCUCAAAGAGUUACGCCCGGGAAACUGUCCACUUUAUUACUAGAAAUGGGACCAUUGGCCAUUAGACACAUUACACAGACCUUAUGCCUAGAUAUUCCCUGUUUUAAAGAUUUAUCAUCUUCCAAGCAAAGACGACUUAUAAUGAGUGCUAUGGAAAGUGGUGAUAAAGAAAAAUCAGUGGUAUUUGAAAAAAUUGGAUGGGGUCAAUGGUCCGCGAAAAGAGUAGACCCUGCCAACUUUGAUAAGGAGCUGGAAGCGACCAAUUUUGCAAAUGCAAAGGUGAAAGACUUGAUUUCUCAAGAGAGUCAAAGAAGGAAAAGCAACAAUUCAAAUUCUAAUUCAGGCGGCAAAGUUGAAAUGCCUAUGAAAGUUGAGCAUAAUAUCACGAAUAUCGAUGGAGCCACCACCCCGCCUACCGCUGUUGCUUCCACCACCAUUCCUGUUAAUAUCAAACGCAGCAAAUCUCCACUUGCAGCAGCAAACGUAGUAUAUAUAGAUGAAAAUGCGCUAGCAUCGGAAGAUGAGGAUGAGGAGUUUGAUGAAGAUGACCAUCAUUUACAUUACCAAAACAAAUCGAGGAACAGCAGUAAUAAUUUUGGAAAAUCUUCAAAUGGUGAUCCCUAUAGUUUCGGCAGGAGAAGGUCUCAAGUUGUGUUCGCCGAUUCAACUCCCGAGAAUAUUGAGCAUGAAAUAAUAGCACAAAAGAUUAGACCGCUAUUAAGAAAUAGACGCCGUUCGAGCAUAAAACCACAUACACCUUUCAUUUCCAAACUAAACACACACCAAGAUUCAUCCUACCUUUCCCCCAAUACAACCUCAACGACAACCCCAUCAAAUAACAACAGUAACUCAAACCAGGCGAAGAUAGAUUUAGAGAAACUUACUGCGACAAGUGAGCCAACUUCAAGAAGAGCUUCUCGUCUGUCUGUAUCGAAAGAAUCAAGUAUUAGAUCGACACUUUUCCCAAACAAAAACUAUUUGAUCGUCACUACAAACCCUAACUCUAAAGCUACGUCGGUUUCCACCUCCCCUAAGCUAGAAGAACAGAUGAAUGUAAGUUCAAAUCCGAUAGUAUUAUCGGACAAGGAGAAACAUAGAGUAGCUUCACAACACCUGAAUGGGGAAUCGUCGCCACAACUUGUUCCCCAUUCUCAUCAUCAACCUCACUCAGAUACAGACGAAGAAGACUGGGAAUCAAUUGGUGCAGCUUCUCUGAGAAAUAACAGUUUAGCACCUAACAUAGACAGCGUAGCAAGUUCUACUAAUGGCGUAGUUAGCCCUAAACCUACAAAUCCAAGUUUUACUAACUCUCAGAAUGGAGAUAUUGAGCCUCCCCUACAACACGACCAACAGAAACAUGAACAGCAGCCAAGAAAUGGGGAAGACAAUAGUGCUGCGUUUUUAUUAAUGAGCUUAAAAUCUUAA
Molecule: messenger RNA, 1542 nt
Organism: Saccharomyces cerevisiae S288C
Lineage: Eukaryota; Fungi; Ascomycota; Saccharomycetes; Saccharomycetales; Saccharomycetaceae
Gene: STB3
Product: Stb3p
Exons: 1
Coding region: 1-1542 (513 amino acids)
Cellular component (GO): cytoplasm
Source: RefSeq, marked reviewed